AUGUCUGAUCACGAACAACAGAAUUUCAAUAACGAUCUCAAUAACCAAGGUGCUGGUGAAUCAGCUACCCCUGGAAUCAUUUCGCCACCAGUGGAAAAUAAGGCAGGAGCACUGACAACAACAUCUGGCGGCGCAAAUUCAGGCGAUGAGGAUAACAAAGGAGCCUUGGACCAACCAAAAGAAGAAAAAGUAGAGGACAACAAAGAACGUAUUAAUAUAAAAGUAACUGAUGGUCAUGGUGGUGAAAUUUGGUUCAAAGUGAAACGAUCAACACCUAUGAAGAAGAUUAUUGAGACAUUUUGCAAAAAGCAAGGUAAAGAUGAAAAUUCAUUACGGUUCUUUUUCGAUGGUAAUAGGGUAAAUGCUGCACAUACCGCUGAAGAGUUGGAUAUGGAGGAUAACGAUGUUAUUGAAGCCCAUCAUGCACAACUAGGUGGAAGCCGUGUUUGA
This is a messenger RNA of Lodderomyces parapsilosis, 450 nucleotides long. RefSeq names its product SUMO family protein (gene SMT3). Gene Ontology annotation, molecular function: ubiquitin-like protein ligase binding; protein tag activity. Gene Ontology annotation, cellular component: septin ring; nucleus. The record is from RefSeq and is a predicted model, not a curated record. Gene Ontology annotation, biological process: protein sumoylation. The coding region runs from base 1 to 450 and encodes 149 amino acids. Lineage: Eukaryota; Fungi; Ascomycota; Pichiomycetes; Serinales; Debaryomycetaceae. The transcript has a single exon.